UGGCUCCCGGCUGGAAACAAUGUAGCCGCGGCGCCUUUCCGCCAGCCCCGGGCGCAGGGCAGCGGCAGCUGCAGGAUUUUAUAAACGAAAGAGCACACUCCCGAGGUGGAGCGCUUACUUCCCUUCAAAGGGCCAUGGAGCCGGGCAGCAUUGAUAACUUGUCCAUCCUGUACCAGAGCUCUGACUUCAUUGUGGUCAACAAGCACUGGGAUGUUCGCAUCGACAGCAAGAUGUGGUAUGAGAAGCUGACCCUGCAGAGCCAGCUGAAGUACCGUUUCCCAGAGCUGGCUGACCCAGACACGUAUUAUGGCUUCAGGUUUUGCCAUCAGCUAGACUUUUCCACCAGUGGGGCCCUCUGCGUUGCUCUCAAUAAAGCGGCUGCCGGUAGCGCGUACAAGUGUUUUAAGGAACGGAUGGUGACCAAGGCCUACCUCGCUCUGGUCAGGGGCCACGUGAGCGAAAGCAGAAUGACGAUCCGUUAUGCCAUAGGGAAGAACACGACAGAAGGCAUGACCCACAUGAUGUGUAUUGAAGGGACAGAAGGCUGUGAAAAUCCAAAGCCUUGCCAGUCAGAGCUAAGCGUCCUUGAGCAUGGUUCAUACAGUGGUGACCCUGUAACUAAAGUGCUUCUACAGCCACUGACGGGCCGGACGCACCAGCUCCGGGUUCACUGCAGUGCUGCUGGACACCCCAUAGUGGGAGACUUCACGUACAGCUUUAAGAAGGACAGUAACCCGUACAGAAUGAUGCUCCAUGCUUACUACCUGCGGAUCCCUACCAGGAAGGAACUGAUUGAGGUGAGUGCCCCUGACCCCUUUCUGACCUCUCUGGAUAGCAACUGGGUCCCUCACCAUGUUGUGCAGCAGCUGGAUGAGAUGAUCCAGGAACUGAAGGACAAGACUAUCCGGGCAGAGGAAGAGGAGAGGAACCAGGAAGCAUUGCUUAGUAGUGGAGGAGAGGAGAUGCCGAGCAAAACCAAGACCCUGGAGAGAGAGGAAGAACGAACCAAGUGUGAGCAGUGGUUGGCGGAGUGGGCCUUGGCAUGAGAUGCUGCUGUUGCUGUGCAUUUCAAACCCAAUAUUCCAUUUGCUCACUGUGGGACAUGACAGACAACCCCCCUUCCCCCGCCCAGGACCCAACGCCGCCUCCGCGUCAGCACUUUUUUAUGCCGAGCUAUCUUAGAAUGAAUCCUCCAAGGGUUCAUUUCCGGGUCUGAAAUUUGACUUAUUUUAGCAUCAAGUAGGAUUUUGUUUUUCAUGAGUCAAGCUCCACCCCACCACUGGAUGCACUUUUCCUUGUUCUGCAACUCAGCUGUGGGAUUUGAAUGUCAUGCACCCCAUCAGAAAUGAGGCAGAAGCCCCGGUGGACUGCACCUUUGUAUUAGCGCUAAGCUGCUGGGUGGGCGUCAGCAGAGCUGAUCCAUGUAUGACGCUCCUGCAGAGAAUGGUGGAGCUCCUUUCAAACCUGGAGUACUAAAACAUUGCCAAGAUACAAUCAAUUUAAAGGGAAUCAGUAAUGGAGGAGAGAAGGUGGGGCCCUUAAGCCUUUCUGGGUGGAAUCUUUGGAUCUGCUUUCACUUCCCCAUUCCCGCCUACUGCGUGAUCAUGUCCACUCACUGAGUCCUAUUAGCUAUUGCUGUCUUCCUGUGCAGGGCAUGAAGAAAUAUCCUGCAGCAUUUUGCAUUGCUCCGACUGAAAGGAUGAGAGUCAUGCCAACCAGCCAUGUGCUUUGCCAAUAAAUCCCAAUGUGGGUAAUCCCCAGUUAAAACAGAGCUGCUGGGAGGGUCCUUUAAUUGGAGUGUAGGACUCACUACCUUUCCCAAGUCUGCAUUUAGACCAUUUAUAUUUUUAAAAGGUUUUAAAUUGAUGACUACUAAUGAAUUUUAAACUUUCUAAGGAAAUUUGACACGGGAUACAGUCCUUUAGCAGUUCUGCAGUGCUGUCGGUCUCAGAGGUUUGUAACAUCACACUUCUAGUACAUUGGCACCAGUAGCAGAUUAAAAAUAUCCAACACCCCAAAACUUUUUCCUACAGGUGGUGAGAUUUUAUUACACCCUUUACUUAUAUGCUCCUUUUCUAAGAGCCUCCUCUUGCCUGGAGAUGCACAUGUCACUCCUGCUAUGACUAAAAAUGGGCAUUCCAGGCAAUUCUCAGCAGGAGAACACAACUCUAAAUAAAUUCAUGAGACUCACCUUGUUCUCCUAUCAGAGUAGCAGCCGUGUUAGUCUGUAUCCGCAAAAAGAACAGGAGUACUUGUGGCA
This is a messenger RNA of Terrapene triunguis (Three-toed box turtle), 2260 nucleotides long. RefSeq names its product RNA pseudouridine synthase domain containing 1 (gene RPUSD1). Gene Ontology annotation, molecular function: pseudouridine synthase activity; RNA binding. Gene Ontology annotation, biological process: pseudouridine synthesis. Bases 135 to 1046 code for a protein of 303 amino acids. The record is from RefSeq and is a predicted model, not a curated record. NCBI's taxonomy places the organism in Eukaryota, Metazoa, Chordata, Testudines, Emydidae. The transcript is spliced from 6 exons.